Messenger RNA from Urocitellus parryii (Arctic ground squirrel), 895 nucleotides. RefSeq names its product dolichyl-phosphate mannosyltransferase subunit 2, regulatory (gene Dpm2). Gene Ontology annotation, biological process: GPI anchor biosynthetic process; dolichol phosphate mannose biosynthetic process. Gene Ontology annotation, molecular function: enzyme regulator activity. The record is from RefSeq and is a predicted model, not a curated record. NCBI's taxonomy places the organism in Eukaryota, Metazoa, Chordata, Mammalia, Rodentia, Sciuridae. Gene Ontology annotation, cellular component: dolichol-phosphate-mannose synthase complex; endoplasmic reticulum membrane.
CGGAAGGUCCCGGAUCCGGAAUUGAAUGUGGUUCACUGCUCAAGUGGCGGAGCUGGGGGGAAAUGGCCACAGGGACAGACCAGGUGGUGGGACUCGGUCUUGUUGCUGUUAGCCUGAUCAUCUUCACCUACUAUACCGCCUGGGUGAUCCUCUUGCCAUUCAUCGACAAUGAGCAUGUCAUCCACAAGUUCUUCCUCCCUCGAGCGUAUGCUGUUGCCAUCCCCCUGGCCGCGGGUCUCUUGCUGCUCCUGUUUGUGGGAUUAUUCAUCACCUAUAUUAUGCUGAAGAACCAGAGGGUGACCAAGAAGGCUCAGUGAAGGCCUAACAGAGAGGAGGCUGCCGGCAUCUUCUCUCCGUCCAUCCCCUCCAGAGCAGGGACCAAGGGUCAGAGCCUGUAGGACAGUCCAGGCAAGGCAGCCCCUCCAGCCUGGCUGCCAUGCAGCCCUCUUAGGGAUGGAGCUGCUCAGGCAGACCAAGCCUCUCCUGCUCACUCUUCCAGAAGCCAGGAGGAGGGAGAAAGACCUGGAAGCCUCCCUUUCAUUCCCUUCCGUCUCAGGGCCUGCCCGCCUCACUCUCAGACUGUCCCUUUUCCCUCUGGGUUCCACCUCCUUGCUCAGUUUCCCUCCAGUGACAUACUGAUGACGUGGGACUUAGCAGGGUGUGAGGAAGCACAUGGCCUCUCCCUGUGUCCCCUGAGCAUUGCUGCUCCCCAAAGGCAGCUUCUGAGUCGGACACAGCCCAGACCCCACAAGGACAUCUGGACCUGGAAAGCUCUGAGGAAAGCCUGAAGACCCCAGGGCACUGGGACACAUUAAGGCAGCCACCCCAGGCCCCCAGGCCAUGUUUACCUAGGACGAGCAGGCUCCUGGCCCAGAGUGGCCUGUUUGGGAGAACU